UGAGCCAGUGGAGGACAAGUUCAGCCGCCACAAGUUUACAAAUCACAGUCGACCGAGCGUGCGAGUUUCAAGUUCGAGUUCUGCUGCAUGUCGAUGUGGACCCGGCACUUGUAAACGUCGCGUCGUGUCAGCAUGACAAUACUGCGCGUCGGACUCUGCCCGGAGUUGACCGCACCGGUCGUCGAAAAGCUGCGCGCCUCCGGCGUGAGGACCGUCAUCGACUACCUCUCGUCAGAACGCGAAACUCUCGCCGAGCGCUCCGGGCUCGCUUACGGGGACGUGAUCCGACUGCGCCGCUCGCUGCAAGCGAUCUACGCGCCCAAGUUGCGUACGGGAGUCGAACUGUACGAGCAGCUACUGGAGAGCACGGCCAUCUUCAGCACGGGAAGCGGCAACGUUGACAACGCCAUAGGCGGUGGUGUCUACACCGGGCGCGUCACCGAAAUCGUGGGCGCCGGCAACAGCGGCAAGACGCAGCUGUGCCACAGCCUCGCCGCCAAUCUCGUCGUCGCCAGUCACUUCGGCGCGCUCUACGUGGACGCACUCGGCUGUUUCUCACCCGAGAGGCUGCGCCAGAUUGUGUCGCGCAGAGUAGCCGGUGACGUCACAACCGAAACUGUCCUCUCCAAGGUCAGGCACGUCGCCGUGUGCGACUUGCUGGAGAUGGUUCAGGUUGUGGACCAAGUGCGCGACACACUCUGUUCGGCCGGAAAGAAGGACGAGUCCUUUUUGUCGAACGUGAAGAUGAUACUCGUCGAUUCCUUGGCGGCCGCCGCGUCUCCGGUCUUGACUGGCGACCAGUACGUCGGCGGCUUGUCGCUGCUGUCGCACCUCUGCAACGCGCUGCAGUACCUGGCGGCUCGGUUUAGGAUCGCCGUCGUGGUCACCAACGACUUCGUGGCCGGGGAAGGCGUCGUCAUGAAACCUGCCCUGGGUCGCUACUGGGAAGACGUGCCGUCCGUUUCGCUUGAGCUGAAUCUGCUCGGUGAUCUGUUUGACUGCGGCGAAACGCGUGAACUGAGAGUGGUGAAGAGCCCCGAUGCCGGCGCUCUGGGCAGAGUCGUGAGGUUCAGGAUUGUGCCGAAGGGAAUCACAACUGCGGUUGCAAACUCCUGAGUGCUUUUGUUGUGGUGAUCGAUUUGACCACUGAUGAAACCAGCGCAUGAAUUAUUGGAAGCGCAGGUACUUCUUUUUAUGUACAGCGCCUUCACACUGUCACAAUUUUAUGGCCGCUAAGUUACGGAGCACCGUCGUUGUCACCAACAAUUCCGUGCCUGCAGAACACGGCGUCGUGAUAUCUUCCAAGCAGGGCUGCCAACUUUAGGGAAGUUUACGUAGAUCAAGAGGCUUUAGGCUUUAUUCAAGAAAAUUGGUGUAAAUCUGGGCAAAUUUCGUACAGAGACAUUGAAACAGUGGAUCGACUGUCGUGAUGGCAUGUUUUAAUUUCAGUCACCACAAAUGACUUUCGCAUUAGCCUGCGACGUAUGACUUCUGAUCGUACUGCAGUGCAGUGAACAAAGCUUGCCCAUAAAUAAAAUAAAGUCAACGACAGGGUGUGAAUAUAUGCCGUGGGCACUUUAGAAAGUACUGCUAUUUCAAUUUUGCCGUUCGUACCUCUUGUCGAUGUCUGUGCACUCUCAACAAAGUCUCUAUCUUUAACUGCCAAAAUAAGUGUAUGCUGCAGCCCCAAACAAAGCAACACGGGUGAAUCUGGGCGUAAGUAGACACAGUAACGCACCGAGCUCGAUAAUGCAGUUGUAGGGCUAAACAGAUUCCUUGUUAGGAAUUUCUUCGCAGACACACAGAUUUUAACGAAGAAGCGCUCUUUAAUUGAUAAAUAAAAGAAAUGAGUUCACAACGAGUGUGACGACUGCCUUCCAAUGCGGGCCGCCAUCUCUCUCUAUCUUGCCAGCCUUGCCUUCCAAUUCUGCUAACACUUGGCCAUUUCUGACAGCGAACUGUCCUCAUUUCAUAUGUUAUAGUCCCAAAGAGACAAAGGUCUUUUGGACACACGUGUGCUAAAUCUAUGCAUGCUGUCUUCCUCGUCAGUGCUUGAUUGGUCGGACAGGUCUUGGCAUCUUCCAUUUCUUCAGUUGGCUGAUGUGGGCGGUAGUCGACUAGACCCUUUUCUUUCCGUUCAUCUCGGUCACUCUGUAGGUACCCGCUGGGAGUAUUUCUGUCACAGUCAGUGGACCUCUGAACUUCUGGGUUUUUGUUGGGGCGCCAGUGUGCUCUGGAACACAUCGCAUGACCACUAUGUCUCCAACGCUCAGCUUGUCCGCUGUGAAGUGAUUCUUGUGGGAGUACAGCUUCGACUUUUCUUGCUGGCUGACUAUGUCCCUUUGAGCCGUCUCUUGAGGUUGCUCCGGACAUACCCACUCGUUAUUCUCUGUGUUUAGCCAUCUGAGGACACCAUCCUGCGUCCUUGGUUGAUAUCCAUCCAGAAGCCUGAAAGGGCUAGUGCCUGUUGAGGCAUUGUAUGCAGUGUUUAGGUAGCUCUCUACCUCCUUGAUGUUCUGAUCCCAGUCCUUGUGAGUCGGGUCCUUGAUUGUAGCCCUAAUACACGGUACCAGAGUUCGAUUCACACGCUCCACCAGACUGUUAGCCCCUGGAUGGUGAGCCGAGUUCAAUGUGUGAGCCACACCAUUUUUCAGACAGAAGGCUUCGAAGCCAUGGGACGUGAAACAGGAACCACGGUCUGAGAUGAUGCGCUCCGGUAGUCUGAACUUGGUUAUAAAACUCUGCAUGCACCGCAAUACAUUUCUCGCUUAGGUGUCUCGCACAGGGUAGAGGCACACAAACUUGGUCAGAUUGUCCACCAGCACCAAGAUCCACUGGUUUUUCUUGGAACUUCUCACAAACGGACCAACAUGGUCCAUGUGUAGAACUUGAAAUGAUAACUUCCCAGGUGGUAUCGAGUGCAGAAGUCCAGGUUUCCUCUCUCCUGGAAUCUUUGUGAGGAGACACUCGAAACACCUGUGGAUGUGCUGGUCCACGUAGCACUUCAUCUGAGGAAACCAGUAAAGUUCCUUGAUUUUCAUCACCGUUCGGUCUGUACUAAAGUGUCCCUGUAAGUCGUGAAACUUGACACACAGUGUUUUACGCAUGCUCUUAGGCAUCACGAAAAGAAGUCGUCCGUCUUCUUUAAGACGGACGUAAAACAGCCUUCCAUCCUUCAGUCAUAGGUUUUUAACCUUGACACUUUCUUCUUUGGUCCUUUCCUUGACUGGCUUCUCGAGAAUUCGUGCGAGGUCUGCAUCAAAUCGCUGCAUGAUCACAACUUGGUCCUCUAAAUUCAAGGCAAGGCACACUUCGAUUCUUGUCUCAACAACCUCAUCAAGCGUGUCCUCUGGCGCUCCUACGGGUUCACGACUCAAAUAGUCCACGUGUGCAUUUUCUCACUUGCUCGGUGCUUCACCUUGAAGUCAUACUCUUGAAGUAAGUCGAACCACCUUGCUAUCUGUGGUUUAAGAACCUUGUGCGCAUUCAGAUACACAAUUGCUUGGCGAUCUGUUACCAGCUUGAACAGAAUGCCUAGGAGGAAUGGACGAAGUCUUUCCAUACUCCAGACUAUUGCGAUCAGCUCCAGUUCUCCCGCAUGGUAAUUCUUUUCAGCCUCAGUGGUGCGCUUAUUGACACAAAACACCAAGUGCCAGCGUCCUGACUCAUCUUGUUGAAGGUUCAUUCCCGCAAGUCCAUGUUUGCUUGCGUCCGUGUGGAGUUCUGUUGGAGCCGAAGGUUCGUGCAACUUGAGAACCGGUGGCUCUGUCAAUUCUCUUCGGAGUUGGUCGAAAGCUUCCUGUUGCUCCACUCCCCGUGUAAACUUUGUGUCUUUCUUAGUCAGAGAAGUAAGCGGUUCUGCCUUCAGGGCAUAUUGGGGGAUGAACUGUUUGAAAAAUCCUGUCAGACCCAGAAAUCUCUUGACGCUGUGAACAUCAGUUGGCGUGCUAGUGUCCGAUAUGGCUUGUUGCUUCAAUUCACCUGGCUGAAGGUAGCCUUUCACAAUCUUGAAACCUAAGUAGUCGAGUUCGUGACUUACAAACACACACUUGGAUAGCUUCAGGGUUAGACCAGCAGCUGGCAGAGCAUCCAGCACUUGUUUGAGCCGAACCAGCAAGUCUUCCUAGUCCUUGGCUGGAAUCAGCAAGUCGUCCAUGUAACACAAUGCUACAGUGUUAUGCAGAGAUCCGAGGACCUUGUUCAUUAGACUGAAAUACAGCAGGACCAUUUCUCAACCCGAACACCAUACGUUCAAACUGCCCAGUCUCAUCAGGCAUAAUGAAUGCAGCUUUGGCCUUCGAUUCCUCACUCAGUGGAAGCUGAAGGUAUCCGUUUGCACAGUCUAACACACAGUACAUUCGUGCUCCGGACAGUCGUUGCAGCUGGUCAAUGUUUGGCAAGGGAAAGUGUUCCGGCCCUGUGUGGCUAUUUAGCUGUCGAUAGUCUAUGACUAGAUGAUUUUCUCCAUUUUUCUUUUUCACGAGUAGCACUGGACUAGCGUAUGGCGAGGAUGUUUUGGUUACAAUGCCAGUCGCUUUCGACUCUUUGGCAAUUUCUUGGAUUGCCUCUCUUUUUUCUGCAUUAGUCGUGUACGGUUUUCAGCUGACUGGAGUGCUUCCGGAAUGCUCUGUGAUAGUCAUCUCUAGUUGGUUACAACACCCCAACUCUGACAAAUUCAGUGCAAAGCAAUCCCUGUAUUCAUUCAGUAUCUUCAGCAGUGCAUCUACUUGUUCAUUGAUGUCCUUCCCGACAUUCAGCAUGCUACGAUCUAUAGGCUUCGACUGAGGCACAGGUCUCACGGGGGUUAACUCUUCGCUCCCUGAAAGCAGUUCAGCGUGAGCUAACAAACUUCCCUUGAUCAGCUGUUGGUCCUCAUCCUUGUCGUUCAACAUGGGUAUCUCAACCCUUCUGUGUUUGAUGUGAAGUAGCAUUGCCUUACCAGUCCCAUUAGGUAAGAUCAGAUUUCCUUCACUCUUACCGGUCUCCACUGUCACCCAACACACAGUUCUUUUAGGCAGCACAACCUUGACACGAAGUGGUUCCUUGGAAGGCUUCAUCUGGGCAAGGUCGAUGUUACAAAAUGGAAGAUCAUCUUGGUAGCCAAUCCUGAGUUCAUCUCCCAUGCGUAGGUAUGUAAUGUGGUCUUGUUCCGUCGAGGUCCUACCGUCCAGCAUGUCCACAGGCAAGGCACUGUUGUUGACGACAAUAAACUUACCUUGCGGCAUACCACGUUAUCGAUUUCUUAUGUCAACCUCCGAGGUUCCGGUAGACCGCACUGUAGAUGUGUCGGUGUUCCCAAACCCAUACAAGUCUUGGGCCCUGCACACAACUUGUAGGCUGCACUUUUCAGCCGCUUGAUGAAACAAUAUACAGUCUGCACUUCCCGGGUCAAUGAUCACCGAGAGCUGGUAAGUUCCAUUGAUGGUUGCAGUAUUCAGCAACUUGAUGGACCACUGUCACAUGUUGGAUUCUCAUUCGCCACGAAGUUACCAACAGGGUUUGUUUUUGAACAGUCUCUCGCUAUGUGCCCAUACUUUCCGCAGCUGUAGCAUUUUCACUCUGCUUGAUCACGCUUGGGCGGCUCUGGCAUUUUCUUCUAUGGUCCCCAACCACUUGCUUGAUCUGUGACACAUGCAUUUGUGAUCACUUGCUCAGCUGGAUGCGCGGCAGUCCAAGAUCUUGAGGUCGGAGGCUUGGCACUAGUUGUCAUUGCACCUGGGUCACCACCGUGUGGCUUGGCCCCUGGUGACUUCUGCGUUCUAGCUUCGCUUACUCACUCCAGUCUUCGCAAGUCUGCCAGCAAUUCGUUCUUGUGUUCCUUUGCCAUCAUGGAGAUGCAUGCGUCUAAACCGCAGCCCCACCAAAACUUGCUCCUUGGUAUCUUGCAUACUGAGGCCCAAUCCCUUGCAUAACAAGGUCUUUUCGAGAAAGUAUGCCAUGGUGGACUCUCCCCUCAUCUGGACCGUUUCCUGCAUUUGCUUCCACUUUUCAGCCGUGCUCGUCUGGCCCAUAAAUGUCUCUUUGAAGGCAAUGUUGAAGUCCUCUCACAUAGUGAGGUCAUCGACAUGGGCCUGAAGCCAAAAUAUAGCAGGUCCUUUCAUGUGAAGCCUGGCAUUUUCUAGUCUGUAGCUGUCUGGCGAGCUGUGCAGGACUGCCAUGGAAUCGAUACUCUUCAGCCACGCCCUGGAUUCAUGGGAUGAGCCCUUGCUGUCGAAAUCGUGGAUAGCUUUAUUCAGGUCCGGCAUAACAUGGAACGCUUCAGGUUUCCUCUCGAAGAGCUCCAGUAACCGCAGGUUUUGCUCUAGUAGAGCUUGCAUCAUUUCGUGAGUUCCGCUGCCGUCUCCCAUCUUCGGGGUUGUCUAGGCGUCUCCCUGGGCAUACACACACUUUUUCACCUCCAGCUUAACGUCUAGGCUUGCCGACAUCACACAGAGCGUCCGUACACACGUUUCUGAGGCAGCACGAAGACUCACAUUUUCAAUGCCAGUAGCACACGAAGACGGUACCGUUGCGUCUUGUAGACGUCACUACAGAGCGUCCGCUCGCACGUUUCAAGGCAACACAAAGGGUCCCUUUUACGGUGAGUACCUCACGAAGACGGCACCAACGCAGCGUCAGUUGAAAAGUCAGCGAGCAUCACCGUCGGCCAAAUCCCACAACAUCGGCUUCCAGGAUUGCUUCAUCACGAAGGUUUUGGUGUAUCCCCCUUCUGAGAUGUUAGGAAUUUCUUCACAGACAGACAGAUUUUAAAGAAGGGCGCUCUUUCAUUGAUAAAUAAAAGAAAACAGUUCACAAC
Molecule: messenger RNA, 6796 nt
Organism: Dermacentor silvarum
Lineage: Eukaryota; Metazoa; Arthropoda; Arachnida; Ixodida; Ixodidae
Product: DNA repair protein RAD51 homolog 4
Exons: 1
Coding region: 133-1116 (327 amino acids)
Biological process (GO): double-strand break repair via homologous recombination; DNA strand invasion; reciprocal meiotic recombination
Cellular component (GO): centrosome; replication fork; Rad51B-Rad51C-Rad51D-XRCC2 complex
Molecular function (GO): ATP binding; four-way junction DNA binding; single-stranded DNA binding
Source: RefSeq, a predicted model, not a curated record